Callorhinchus milii (elephant shark) is the source of this 2655-nucleotide messenger RNA. RefSeq lists its product as uncharacterized. Lineage: Eukaryota; Metazoa; Chordata; Chondrichthyes; Chimaeriformes; Callorhinchidae. The record is from RefSeq and is a predicted model, not a curated record. The transcript is spliced from 18 exons. Bases 1 to 2655 code for a protein of 884 amino acids.
AUGUCUACCCGACCCAGUACAGCAUUUUCUAGCAUUUCGGGAUCAGCUGGAGAAACCUCUGCUCUAGCACUGUCAGCUAGAACCUGCUUUGUCCCACCGUUCAACAAGUGCUCCGUUGUCACAGAGUUUGAAGGUUUGUUUGGUGAUGACAUUACCAUUUGCCUUCCUACACACAAGCUACAAAUUGAGGAGUUUAAGCCUCAGCUACAAAACCUUGUAUCUCACUUCAACAUUGGAUACAAUGUGGAUGAUAUCACCAACACAGCUAAAGAGAUGGAGCUAUUCACUCUGGUUAUUCGGAAAUUCAGAAGCAUUUUCAGCAAGGGGCAAACCAUGAAGAGGUUUCUGGUUUACGAUGCUUUGGAGCCAGGAGCAGAAAACUGGGGAAUGAAAGGGCCGAGCAUGGCCCUGAUGAAAGAGGCAAACUGGAUUCCAUUCUUAAAGGUCAAACCAAAGCAAGACCCUUGGCAACAAAAGAUCAUGAGUAACCUGAAGCAACAGAAGUACAUUGAUGAGAUUUUACGAUUACACUCGCAGUUUUUUCAGGUGUCAGACCCAAACCGUGUGAUGGAUGCUCUUCGUCAGCACGCCAUGGCGGUGCAUGAGCCAUGUGCUGGGCAGUCACAGAUAUCGUAUCACUCAGGUCAACAUGCAAAUCAUAUAUGGAACCAAAUCUAUGGAAACGCCGAUCUCUAUGGGGAACAAAGGUAUGACGGUGGCAGCUCACCUGUGGACAUCGAUGAGGGGGAAACGGAAAACUUGCGCACAAGCAAACGGAUGGGCAGUGCAUUUUCUUCCAAGAAGAGCAAAGAUCAAGGCUACAACUACACCAGAACCAUGCAGCAACUAGGACUAGAUGAGGGGGACGAGGAGAGCACAAAAGACCCUGCGAUGACCCGGGGGGCUUACUUGUCCUUCCUGUUCUUGCGCCAUCUGAGAAUUGGAGAGCUUCAGCGAGUCUGUUUGGGGAUACUGAACUACUUCAGAUCUAUUGAACGAACCUUGACCAUCAAUACCUCAGGCCUGACCCUAAACUCGGGAAAGCUGAUUCACACAGCAGCAGAUACAUGCUGGAUCAACGCUGUGAAAGGUGGCUCAGCUACAGCUGAUGGCUUGGGCUCUCAUCAUUACCUUCAUAAUACACCAGCGGACUACAAGAGUCAUGUUGCUGCGUUUAUGGAGUUCUCGGAGAUUGAGAAUCUCGAUGAUUUCUACACAAUGCAGGAGAGUUACAUACACACCCAGGACCAGCGGGGGGUUUACAUAAUGUAUGAUGUGGCUCUGCAGGAUGUUAAGCAAUUAGAAAUGCAGCUGUUGCUUCUCGCGUCCCAAUACAUUGAGAAGGGCAAAGGUUGUGGAGCACACCAGAGACUUCCCUUUGCAGGAAGAUUGCAGUCUGGGAAUGUUGACCUUCCGAGCUGGGCACAUCUCUCAGUGGAUCGAUUCGCUGUUUUAUUUGAUCUGUGGAGCUGUGAAGCAGCUUACCUAGAGAAUAAACGACAGCUCCUGGACAGUUACUUCGAGGCCUAUCAGCAUGUUUGGGACCUGGAGGAGCGGUUUGCUUUGGCCCAAGUUAUUACAGACAUUAUGCACAAGCGCCCGCGGUUCGACUUGAGUGAUGAAUACUUUGUAAAAACUUAUGAAGCUGAGUAUACGUGUCUGAAACUUCACUUUCAGCUUAUAAGAGACAUUCUGAACAAACAGAUAGAUGAACAGCGGGAAUAUGUGAAGAGGAUUUGGAGAGAUGGACAGAUGGAGAAAGUCUCUGAAUUUGGGCUGCCCCUCAAUGUCAUCAAAAAACAACCAGUUGCCAUUAACAACAGCUGUCCUGCUUUGAAAAGGAUCUACUUGCUGGAGUUCCACCCAUCGUUGGCAUUGGCUUCACGUAUUCCGAAAGGUCUUGACCACGCCUACUGGGAGCUGUAUGACAUCCAUCAACCAAAGGUGGCCAAUGAGAGCAUCAUCCUUGAGAAACAAGUCCUGCAACUGGCCCUGGAGAAGUGGACAACCCUGGAAUCGCCCAAGGCUUCUUAUAGUCUGCAGGUUCAGAAGGAUUUAUUCUCGGAUGUGUUUAUUGAAGAUCCUCUCUUUGUGAGCGGUGUUGGGGUUUCUGCUAUGGAAGCUACAGACGAGGAUGAGAAAACCCAAGGUGGGCAAAGAUGGGUCCUCAUGUUGAACACGUUCUGCAGACUGCUGGAGAUCAUUACUCUCCGUCAUCGUUUGAUUGAGGUCUCUUCUGAAACUGCCCUGUUGGCAAGGCUAUACAAGUCUGUGUCAGUGGAAAUGGGCUUUGAUGAGUUCCACCUUUACUUGCGGCCAGUGCAGUUUGAAUUUGCAGCCCAUAAGGAGAAAGCUGAUCAGCCUCCUCCGGUGUUUAUCACAGCUCUGCUGGAAGAUGACAGCAAUGUUGAUAGGUACAUUCCCUCCAGUUUACAGUUAGGGAUUCAUGAGGUUGAUGAAAGCCAGAUAGGAAAGUUCAGUUUCCGCAGUAGGGAAGCAGUUCUGCAGCUGAUGGCCAGAGCUGGAGUGGAUAACAUACAGGUAGCCCUGGCCUGUCAGACUGUGCAGAAAAAUUCACUGAUUGCAGCAGUGCAGCAAGCUUUGUGCUGCCCUGUGGAGCAGGCUGUCCAUUCCACAGAACCCAAGGUACAGUGA